GACUACGCUAGUAUUCACAACCUCAUUUCACCACGGCCUGCCCGAAAAUAGGGAUUCCAGCACCUCCAAUGAGCAGGGAAGACCACUCGGACUUGGCAGUAUCCAAGGCGGUCAAGCUCUCCCUCUCUCCAGCGCCUCACUCGCCCCGCAUAAAGCUCGCACCCGCCUUGCUCAGGACACUUCGGAUAGGCGCAGGUAGACCUGCCAUCCUCAAGCUUAGCCUCCCGGACGAAGCGGGCGCUGCCUCCUCCUCUUCCUCCUCGCUUGAGACUGGCAAAAGGAGAGAAGUAUGGGUGGCAGGCGCAGUAUGGCCUUACAGACCAGAAAAUCAGGACAAAAGGGCAGCUUCAGGAAGUAGAUCCGCUAGCUCUUCUCACCCAACCAAACCACAGGAGGGCGUCUUUCCGAGGUGUCUCUAUCCUGGGAUCAGCACCUCCGGAGACGAGGUAGUCGACGUCGAAAUUUUCCACACUGUAGCGGCUUCAAAAAGAGAAGUAGAGGAACUGCAGUGGGAAGUUGAGACCAGCGAUGGUGCAGAUGUAGGACAAAUGAAGCUUUCUGCUUCGAGUAGAGAGAUCCUGGCAAUGGUGGUCAAGGAGCUGCUCAUCGAGCUCACUUGUGUGCUCCCAUCGCAGCGUAUCGUUGUGCCCUUUCAGUCCUCGAGCAUCGUACUCAAGCUGGCUGGCAGGGAGACCGAGCUGGCCGACACUCCAGAGAACGCCGUUGCUAGCUUACUGCACGUCGGCAGAAGCACACACAUUGCGAUUGUCAGCUCUCCUUCAGUACAGAGGGAAGAUGGGCCUGUAUCCUUAGCCUCUGCGGGAGGCGACGCGGCGUCUUCCAGUGCACCUCGGAAAAGGCUAGGCGGACUGCAAGAGGAGGUCAGGCAAUUGAAGGAGCUCGUCUUUCUGCCUCUGAUGCGACCGGAGCUCUUUCAGCAGCAUGGCCUCCAACCACCUCGAGGUGUCCUCUUGCACGGCCCGCCAGGUACCGGCAAGACUUCCCUCGCCCUCUCCAUCAGCUCUUCAUUCCUUUCGCCUUCGCAGAUUUUCACAAUCUCAGGACCUGAGCUCUCCUCUUCGUACCACGGCAGAACGGAAGCUCGGAUACGAAAGGUAUUCCGCGAUGCUCGCAAGAAUGAUAUGAGCGUCAUCAUCAUCGAUGAGAUUGAUGUGAUAGCGGGAAGUAGAGAGGGAGGCGAGAGCGAUGGUGUUGGCAGCCGAGUUGUUGCUACGCUUCUGACCGAGAUUGAUGGGGUGGGGCAGAGCUUGCAAGGGUCCUCGAGAGGGAAGGGCAAGAGGAGAAGUGGAAGGGACGAUGACGAAUCCAAUGAGAGCGGCGACGAGAGCGAGGAAGAGGCCAAGGGAGGUCCACAUGCUGGUAGAGUGGUGGUCAUCGCUGCUACCAAUCGACCAAACGCCAUCGACCCAGCUCUGAGAAGGCCAGGGCGGUUGGAUCGUGAGAUCGAGAUAGGCGUACCGAGCCCUGCUGCGCGUCUGGACAUACUCACGACGCUCUUGUCCGACACGCCGCACUCCUUGACCGCCGACGAUAUCCACCAGGUCGCCUCUCGCACGCACGGCUUCGUCGGCGCAGAUCUGAGCGCCCUGAUACGCGAAGCCGGCAUGAAAGUCAUCCGACGUCGUCUCGCAGAUGAGCAAGUAGAAGCCGGAGGUAUAGACCAUCUGAGUGUCCAAGUACAACAGAAGCUCAAGAUUUCCCGGAAUGCCCGUCACCUCCUUACGGCAGAGGAUCUCUUCAGCUCUGUGCCUCUCAUGCGCCCCUCUUCUCUACGCUCUAUGCUGCCUCCACCACCCCUCUCCUGGUCGUCCAUCGGUCUCGGUUCCCCCGACUCACCCUACUCGAUUGCCAAGCAGCGCAUCCUACAGUCCGUAGAAUGGCCUCUCAAGUACUCUUCGCAGAUGAAGAAGCUAGGCAUCUCAGGCGGACGGGGCGUACUGCUCUACGGACCUCCCGGGUGCAGUAAGACUAUGAUCGCCCGAGCAUGUGCGCAGAGCGAAGGGAUCAAUUUCAUUGGUGUCAAGGGUCCGGAACUCUUCAGCAAGUACCUCGGCGAUUCAGAAAAGGCCCUGAGGGACCUCUUUCGAAAAGCCAGGGCGGCAAGCCCAGCCAUUGUCUUCUUUGAUGAAAUCGACGCGCUCACGGCUACGCGAUCCUCUGGUGGUGGGGAGGAUCAGGGAAGCUCGGCAGUCAAUGACAGAGUUAUUGCGACGCUGUUGACGGAGAUGGACGGAGCGGACGUGCUGGACAAAGUGGUCAUCAUCGCUGCGACAAACAGACCCGAAGUCAUAGACCCUGCCCUCCUCAGACCCGGACGACUGGAUACCCUUUUGUACAUUGGCCCACCCGACAGAUCUGCCCGUCUUUCUAUCCUCGCACUGCGCUGCAAGAGCAUGGCGACGAGAUCGGACGAAGUUGACCUUGGCAAGAUUGCCGACUUGGUGAGUAAUGCUGACACGUUGUCCGUCCGUCCGUCCCUCAAGCUUGCACUGAUGUACAUGCCUUGCCUCUGUGUGCUUCUCCCCGACCUAACAGACAGAUGGCUGCUCGGGAGCAGAAGUCGUCUCCGUCUGCCAAGACGCUGGGAUUCGGGCCAUGUCAGAGAAUCUCGAGGCAGAAGUGGUGGAGCAGCGACACUUUGAGGCUGCAGCAGCGAGUAUGAGGCGGAGGAUCACGCCCGAGAUGAUUGGCAGGUAUGAGAGGUGGAGGGAUACGCUUGUUGGGACAAAGUGAUUUGUCAUUAGAUGCCAUCGUCACCUUGAUAACAAAAUUUGGUUGUCCUCAGUUGAGGUCUAGGCCCAGAUCCUCUUCGACCUCUUCGACCUUGGUCCUAGUCCGUUUCUCCCUCCUCUGCACCUCAGGUCUGUCAGCCUCCCCCAGCUCCAUCUU
Microstroma glucosiphilum is the source of this 2910-nucleotide messenger RNA. RefSeq names its product AAA-domain-containing protein. The coding region runs from base 69 to 2663 and encodes 864 amino acids. Gene Ontology annotation, cellular component: cytoplasm. The transcript is spliced from 5 exons. Gene Ontology annotation, molecular function: ATP hydrolysis activity; ATP binding. Lineage: Eukaryota; Fungi; Basidiomycota; Exobasidiomycetes; Microstromatales; Microstromataceae. The record is from RefSeq and is a predicted model, not a curated record.